Molecule: messenger RNA, 2819 nt
Organism: Aspergillus neoniger CBS 115656
Lineage: Eukaryota; Fungi; Ascomycota; Eurotiomycetes; Eurotiales; Aspergillaceae
Product: putative cell cycle checkpoint protein Rad17
Exons: 2
Coding region: 311-2581 (756 amino acids)
Biological process (GO): DNA repair; mitotic DNA replication checkpoint signaling; DNA damage checkpoint signaling
Molecular function (GO): chromatin binding
Source: RefSeq, a predicted model, not a curated record
UAUAUCAUACAGCUUCCUUGUUUAUACUUCUAUGUCAGCCUCUAGCUCGACAUAUCAAUGUCAAAAGCGGAUCUUGCUCAGUGACUCAUCUGCUUUCUCGCAUCCAUCAUAUCAAAUGGUCAUGAAUUGCUUGUCCCAUCGCGAAAAGUCAGCGGAAUUAGCUAGACUGUCAUUCGAUCGGGAGGCCCAGGAUUCAGAUUAAAGUGUUGCUUACCUGCCCUUCUCGAUUGUACGGAGCACCACAGCCAGUUCCCAGUCUCUUCAUUGGCUCCGGACUAUUUACCUUGCAGACCGCGAAUAAGCAAGAAAAAUGAAACGCAAGCAUUCGUUGGAUGCUACAAAGACGAAUAAUUCCCUACAUAGCUUCUAUGGCCCCGCAAACCCCAAACAGCAAUUGCCUGUGCGAGAAAUUGGCGAUAGGCAAGAUCUAGAAUCUACAGAUGGGAAAGAAAGCAGCAACGAAAUAAUUGAAGAUGAUUAUGAUUCGUUUGAUGAGAUAUUCACGCGCCACAUCACCUUCGAUACUGAUACUCUGGCGGGCGGUUGGACAACUCCCUCGGACCAAAAUGAUUCAACUAAAACUUCCAAACCUAGGCAACGAUCUGCUGGGAUGGCCAAUCGGUUUCUCAUUUCCACCGAGCAGCCUAAAUCCAGACCACGUUCUUUACAACCCGCUCAUAGAACCUUGCCAUGGGCGCAGCAGUUUGCUCCAUCCAGUAUAGAAGAAUUGGCGGUUCACCACAAGAAGGUUUCUGAUGUGAAAAGCUGGUUAAUCAAUACAUUUGCCAGAGGGGAGCGACAGCUACUUGUCCUUCGAGGUCCUGCAGGAAGCGGUAAGACGGCUACAGUUUCAUUACUAUCAGCUGUGUUGAAAUACGACAUUCUCGAAUGGAAAAACCCAUCUUCAUCAGAGUCUGCCACCAAAGCACAUGUAUCAAUUGCUUCCCGUUUUGAUGACUUCCUGGAGCGUGGGAACGAAUUUAAAGGACUCGACCUAGAUGAGGUGACUAGCUCUCCCGGACCUGGAGAUAAUGGCAAUAGUGCGGAUGCUUCGCGACAGCGCAUAAUUCUCAUAGAGGAGUUUCCAACGCUUACAGGUUCUGCGUCUGGCCUAACACCGUUCAGACUAGCUCUUCUGCGGUAUCUUGACAGAACAUCACAACAGAACAUUGAUUCUGAAACUGAUGUGCAACGAAACUCCCCGAUUGUCUUGAUCGUGUCAGAGACACUUCUUAACUCACGAUCUUUUCCUUCAGAUAGCCUAACAGUCCAUCGGUUGCUAGGACCAGUACUCUACAAUCACCCAAAAACGAGCAUCCUUGAUUUUAAUAGCAUAGCCCCGACUUUUAUGUACAAGGCUUUGCAUCUCGUGCUAGAAAAGGAGGCUCGGCUUUCCAAACGUGAGAGAUUUCCGGGCCCUGCCAUACUCCAUAAUAUCUCUACUAUCGGGGACAUUCGAAGUGCAAUCUCGUCCUUGGAAUUUCUUUGCAUGAAUUCUGGAGGGUUCAAGAAGUUCCCACCCCCCAAAACUAGGAAUUCGAAAGGAUCUAGCAUACCUCUUACGGCCUUUGAAAGGGAGACAUUGGAUUUAGUUACACAGAGAGAAGCGAGUCUUGGGCUAUUUCACGCCAUUGGCAAGGUUGUGUAUAACAAACGUGUCGAUGCCGGUUCAACUGAAGGUGCCCAAGUUGUGUUGCCCCCAGACUACUUAAGCCACCAUAAGCGGCCACAAUUAUCCCAAGUGUGUGUCAACGAACUUGUGGAUGAAGCCGGAACCGAUAAUCAAACCUUUAUUUGCGCUCUUCACGAGAAUUAUGUUCCGUCAUGCAAUGGUUUAUCAUUUACAGACUACCUGGAUGAAUGCAUAGGUGCAUUAUCCGACAGCGAUAUGCUGUCUUUCGACACAAGGGGACGAAGCAGGCUCGGGUUGGCUGGUGUCAGUAGAUACAACUCCGGGUCAGACUCAUUGCGCCAGGAAGACCUCAGUUAUCAGGUUGCUACUCGAGGUAUACUGUUUGCCCUUCCAAGCCCUGUGAAGAGAUCUGCAUGGCCCAAUAACGGCUCGAACCAUACAAGAAGCGCAUAUAAAAUGCUUUUCCCGGCUUCGUUGCGAUUGCUUCGAGAUAUGGAAGAGAUACAAGAUCUCAUAGAUGUAUGGUCUACUAAACUAUUGGACCCAUCAUACUCGAGCUCCAAACCUGAGGAGGCCACUAGCAUAAGUGACAGCCGCAGUAAACCAACUGUAGCUGUUACCAUGAUGUCACGCAGUGAUCUCAUUCUUCACCAACUGCCUUAUCUGGCUCUAAUAGCUGGCGACAUGGAGCAAUCCCAAGGACUCCAUAAGCUUGUCAAACUCAGCGGGACUGAGAGUCAAAGUGAUGCUAAUGACUUUGAUUUGCUUGACAACACUUUUGAAUUACCUGCAGUCACAUCUACGGCUCAAUGGAAGGGCCCUCCUACAGGAAGCCCGUCCCAAAUCAGUCGUCGAUACCACAGCAAUGCUUUUGGGCCCCGGCUGCCGCCGUCUUUGGAAGAGGAGAGGCUGUUUUUGGCCGAUGAUGAUAUUGUAGAUGACUACUGAUAUUAUCAUAUUUUGAUUUGGACAUAGACUUCCAACAUAUUCUUUUCGCAACAAUGAAAUUCUAACGACCCAAUAGCCUAAGCGUAUCAAGCCAGAUGCAGUGUAGGCGACUGAUUUGCUGGGAUGCUUGCUCCCAUGAGAGAAGAAACAGGAAGGGAACGUCCUGUAGAUCAUGGCAGAUGGUUAUUGCUUGAUUGAUUGACUGCUAGUGGCGGAUAGCAGCAUGCCUGGCCGCCGG